GCAUGCAUCAGCAAUCUCCUCCCUCCCUGGUCACUAUACAUCCUGGAGGACUCCUCGCACUGUCUAUCACUCAGCAGAGGCACACGGUGAGCUCAAGAAGUCCUGACUUGACACUAGCACCAGCAGCAACAGUCUUAAAGAAAUCGGGCAGCAUCCCUUCUCGAUUGGAGCAGAGCACCAUGGCAGGCAGCACUGUCCUUCACUUGGGCUUCCUUCUGACGCUUGCAGGAAUUCUCCUCCUCGCAUGCAGCUCAGCACAAAGAGUCAGAGUAAGAAGACAGAAUAUGAAGGUUCGAAUCAACGCGACCGGGGAUACCAUAGUUCUGAAGUUCGUUCGACCCAACCCUGACAUCAAACUUGAAGGCUACAUUUUAGGAUAUGGUUCCAGCAUGUUCUCCAAACAGUUCAUUCAACUUCCAGAAAAUGGGGAACCCUAUGAGACCGAGAUUGGUAAGGUGAACCUGGACAAACCUCUUCACCUGGUGAUCGAUUCUGUCACGCCGACAUCUGUGCUUCUGUCCUGGGGAACCUACUUAAAGACGCCCUAUGAGGGAAACAUCAUGAACGACUGCUUGGAGGAUGGGCAUUACACCAUCCGCUAUAGAGAAAGAAACAGGAAGUGGAUCUACCAGACCUGCCCCACCUCCGAUACUGUGAUCGACAACCUCAAGCCCAACACACCCUAUGAAUUUGGCAUCCGAUCCAACAAAGACGACCGUAGUGGAAUGUGGAGCAAACCAGUGAUCCACAACACCAACAUGGGAGACAAAAACAUGCAGAUAACCUACAAGCCCACCCGACCCCUUGUCAAGACUUUGGCUGGACCCCACAGCAGUCUGUUCCCACCUCGACAUGCUCUCCACAACAUAAGCCAGCCAGGACCGCCCAAAAACACAGGCGUUAAUGGAGGUCCCAAGACAUCUUUUGCGCCACCAAUGGGCCAGCAAGGAACUGUGGCUGCUCCAAGAGCCAAUGAGCCAAAAUGGCCUCAGCUCCCAUUCGAUUCAAACAGUCAUGUUAGAAAUGACUCCUCUCAGCUGGUGGAGAUUCCUCCCAUCCUUCCCCAACUCCUAUCCACUAAGCCCUCCCAUCCUUCAGUCACCCCUACCCCUUAUUCCUUACCCAGCAGUGCCCGGACACCCCUACAUGGACACCCCCAAACCAGGGCACCUAGUGCCACUCAGAUGCCUCAUAAUUCCUCUGGUAAGAGCAUCCGGAGAGACUCCAUCUCUUCUCUUCCACCCAAACCUGUCGAUUCAGUCCAAACAGUGACCACCAGGAAUCAGACGUCACUGGGCAGAUACCAUUUCUCUCUCUCUAAUGGCAUGAGACCUUCUUCCCCCAGGUUUGGAGCCUCCUCCAGAAGAUAUGGGGCUAACGGUGAGCACCAUAAGGGACUUUCUCUCCCCAAACCAGUCAUGUGGUCCACAGCAAGAAUGGGUUCUCCCGCUGCACACCUUCCUAUUCCAGCAAAAAAGCCUAAUCUUGUUGACAACCCUGUAGGAUUAGCAGACAAGACAACAGACCUGAAUCAGGACAAAGCUUCCAUCUUGAAACCCAAGCUUCCGCCUGUAACAGCAAAACCAUCCAAACCAAAAACAACAACAUAUCCCACAGUGACAGCACCCCGAUUUGAGACAUGGGAGAACUCUUCAGUAUUCAGCUCUGUUCCUGCUUCUAAAGUUGAUUCCAUGGGCAAAGAACGCUACAUUGCUCCACAUGUUGUCUAUAAGACGGAUAAGAAACCAGAUGAACCCUGCUCCAUCACCACCUCUCUGAGUUACUUCCCUGAGGAGGAGGCUGGAGAACAAAAUGUCACCAAUCCUCCAAGAACAGCCCCAUCCAACCUCACUGUUGUAACUGUGGAAGGAUGCCCCUCCUUCAUUAUUCUUGAUUGGGAGAAAACAGAUAAUGAGACGACAGAAUAUGAGGUUAUCUCAACUACUAAAGGUCCUGAUGGUGAACAGGUUUCCAUUCUGACCACCAACCAGACUCAUACAGCUGUGGAGAACCUCAAACCAGAGAGCAGUUAUGAAUUCAAGGUGAAGCCCAAAAAUGAACUCGGAGAAGGGCCGCCCAGCGAACCAGUGACCUUCAACACAGAGUCAGCGGAUCCGCGGGUAAGCGAGAACGUUUCAGGUAAAGAUGCCAUUUGGACCCAGUUCCCCUUCAAAACCGACUCCUAUUCUGAGUGCAAUGGGAAGCAGUAUGUCAAGAGGACGUGGUACCGCAAAUUUGUUGGCAUCCAACUCUGCAACUCCCUACGAUACAAGAUCUACCUGAGCGACUCCCUCAACGGUAAAUUCUACAAUAUUGGAGACCAGACGGGUCAUGGUGAAGACCACUGCCAGUUUGUGGACUCAUUCCUGGAUGGAAGAACGGGCACUCAGCUUCCUGCAGACCAGCUGCCAUCCAGGCUAGGCUUCUACAGAGCAAUGAGACAAGAGCCAGUUCACUUCAGCCAGAUAGGUGGAAACUCCCAUAUCACCUACGUCGCAUGGUACGAAUGCGGUACGCCAAUCCCAGGGAAAUGGUAGGGCAAGUGUCCACAAGGAACCCUUAAAAGUAACUCUCAUUGGUUGGGGUUUUUUUUUUUUUUUUUUUUACUGUUUUCCCCCCACCAAUGAUGGUGAGUUUGGUCACUCCUCAGCCUACGUCACCAAAGUUAAUACCAUGUAUAAUAGUGUACAGGAUGAAAGUCAGGGAAUACUUUUCAGUGCAUUUGUGACAUGUAUUAGCAAAACAGUGCCUCAUCUUGUUAUUUAUCAUACAAUAAUUAGAACAAAGUAAAAUAAAUAAAUAAAUACUUCAUUAUGAGAAAAACACUUUGGAUACAUUGAAUUGAUGAACAUUAAAAAACAAAGGUAAAAAUACUUGUUUAAAUAUUGGGAAGCUGGCUCCCUGAAACUAUUUUGAUAUUUUGUGUAAUAUUAUUUAUCAAAGUUUGUGGUUUCUUCACUGGCUUUCUUCCAGUGAGAAAGGGCCAGGCUUUUAUUAAGCGCUUUAAAGACAGCCUGGGCUUUUGUCUACCACCAGAGGCAGCUGUAUUAGUUUAGGUCUCUGAUAUGUCAGAUGAUAUGUAUAGCUGGGACUCUUCGCUAUGUUGCUUUUAUGAACACAUUGUACUGGCUCAACAAGUCAGGUUACCCACACUAGAAUAGACACAACGGACUCAAGACGACGACACGUCUAUGUUUACAACGGGUUGGGAUGAACAUAAUAAUUUUCUUUACAUGCACACACACGAAACAUACAUUUACUCAGAUGCUUUGUACUAUGGCUAUUGUCUUCCAGUUGUAAGUCCUGGUAUAUUUGAUGGUUCUAGAUCGUAAGGACAACCUUACACUUGCAAUUUGCACAGCACAAAUAUAUUUAUAUGUAUAUGGAGAGAGUAUUUUUUCAGGAAACCUUUGAGAAAAUUAAAAAUCCUUCCCCUCAAGCUUGUGAAACAUGAUACAAGUUUAAAUAAAAAACAAAACACUUUUGUUGAGUGUUAACCCACUGAAUACUUUCAAGGAGUCUUGAAGAUCGUAAUACUUCAAGGAGAGCUUGUAUGGGUCCCAUAUUUUGUACAGUUUUGUCCCUGCCAAUCCCUUGGCAGAGUUUCUCUGGCUUAUCCGUAUUUUCAUGGAAUUUGUUUGUAAGAUGAAACUGUUGAUUGUUCUUGUUGUUCUGGAUUUGUUUUCUUCUGUAUGUAUUUUACAAUAAUAAAAAACUAAAUUUUUGUCUCUUUUUUAA
This is a messenger RNA of Sinocyclocheilus rhinocerous, 3738 nucleotides long. Its product is annotated as target of Nesh-SH3-like. The transcript is spliced from 21 exons. Gene Ontology annotation, molecular function: protein binding. The record is from RefSeq and is a predicted model, not a curated record. The coding region runs from base 3 to 2537 and encodes 844 amino acids. Lineage: Eukaryota; Metazoa; Chordata; Actinopteri; Cypriniformes; Cyprinidae. Gene Ontology annotation, biological process: positive regulation of cell-substrate adhesion; extracellular matrix organization.